CGGCGCUCAUCUGGAAUACACCUCGACAAGCAGCGCAAAUUUCCCACUCCCCACGUGCUGUACAAUAACGACGACGCGAUGAAACUCGCCACCUCCCUUCUCAGCCUGGCGUCCCUGGCCUCUGGCCAUGCCAUCUUCCAGCGCGUCUCGAUCAACGGUGUCGACCAGGGCCAGCUCAAGGGUGUCCGGGCGACGAGCAGCAACAACCCGAUCCAGAACGUCAAUGAUGGCGGCUUCGCGUGCAACAACAACAUCGCGUACAAGGACAACAACAUACUGACGGUGCCAGCGGGCGCCAAAGUCGGCGCCUGGUACCAGCACGUCAUCGGUGGCCCUCAGGGGAGCAACGAUGCCGACAACCCGAUUGCGGCCAGCCACAAGGGCCCCAUCAUCGUGUACCUCGCCAAGGUGGACAAUGCGGCGUCGGCGAGCACCUCGGGCCAGAAGUGGUUCAAGGUCGCCGAGAGCGGGCUGUCGGGCGGCACGUGGGCCGUGGACACGCUGAUUGCCAACAACGGCUGGCACUACUUCACCAUGCCGUCGUGCGUCGCGCCGGGCGACUACCUGAUGCGGGUCGAGCUGAUUGCGCUGCACAACGCCGGGAGCGCGGGAGGCGCCCAGUUCUAUAUGGGGUGUGCCCAAAUAAAAGUGACGGGGUCUGGGACCAGCACGGGUGGUAGCACGGUCAGCUUCCCAGGAGGGUACUCGGCCUCGGACCCGGGCAUCACUGUCAACAUCUACGGCAGCGGCGGCACCCCCAACAACGGCGGCCGGGCGUACUCCAUCCCCGGCCCUGCCGUGUUGAACUGCUCUGGCGGCGGGGGCAACACCGGCGGAGGAGGCAACACUGGUGGUGGAGGCAACACUGGCGGCGGUGGCGGUUCGGGCUCUGGGGCUCCUCUCUACACCCAGUGCGGCGGCACGGGCUGGACCGGCCCGACGACCUGUGCCCAGGGCACCUGCAAGGCCACCAACGAGUGGUACAGCCAGUGCGUCCCGUAAGAAAGACGAGCCCCUGCAAUUCCAGGCCUCGUCGAAAAUCGGGCUGGACAUUAACGCCAUUCUACACCCCGCGAAGCCCAAGUAGGUUCCUUCAGCUUGUGCAAAUGUCUGCACGACAAUAGAUAGCUUGGUUAUGUAGGAAUGAAAUACAGAAGUCAUACGGCUCGUCCUGUUGCAUCAUGUGCUUACACUCUUGCUACGCGAAUAGCAGCAGCCCUAUUGCAAGUGUUGGUGUAGAGCCAACAUAGGGUCAAACGAGCCGGGGUAGAGCCAACAGAACUCUGGGGUUCGUCCAAUUCGAUUUUGUGCCUGAUUGUGCUAUCCAUGUGCAUAACCCAUGCCUCCCGCCCAUGUACGUUGUGUAAGACGAUCCGUAUUCGGAGUGCAGUCAAGUGAGUCAGAGCAGGCCGCAAUCGAGUCAGACGGCGAACUCCCCAUGCUUAUAAGGAACAAAGACCGUGUGAUGAGUUGGGUG
This is a messenger RNA of Microdochium trichocladiopsis, 1477 nucleotides long. RefSeq names its product family 61 glycosyl hydrolase. The coding region runs from base 79 to 1002 and encodes 307 amino acids. The transcript is spliced from 2 exons. Lineage: Eukaryota; Fungi; Ascomycota; Sordariomycetes; Xylariales; Microdochiaceae. Gene Ontology annotation, biological process: carbohydrate metabolic process. The record is from RefSeq and is a predicted model, not a curated record. Gene Ontology annotation, cellular component: extracellular region. Gene Ontology annotation, molecular function: cellulose binding.